AUGGGGCGCGUCCUGCCGGUUCUGCUGCUCCUAGCGCUGCCCCGCGCGCUCGCCGUGCUGCCCACGGGUAUCCUGUCGCUUGACCUGCUUCCUCAGUCUCCUAACGAGCCUCCAGUCUUCGCUGAGCAGCUCUGCUCGCCCAGUGCCGCUGCCGGAUGGGGCGUCUCGCUCCCCGCACGCUUCGACUCGCGCUGGAAGACACUGGUACAAGCUCCGGAAUCGAAUCGUGACGGCUGCGAGUCAUACCAGCUUCAAUCUACUACCUCCGUUAAUGGAUCUAUCGUCCUCGUAGACCGCGGCAACUGCUCGUUCAUCACUAAAGCGCUGCAAGCUCAAGCUGCUGGCGCCAAGGGAUUAAUUAUCAGAGGUACUAAGAGAGCUGUGUACGAGGCCAUAGUUAAACCCACCACCAGUUUAGCAGUGGUCGACAAGCCUGUAUUCGAGUACGACUGCAGCAAAGGAGAGGCCUUUGUGGACAAACCAGCGACGCCCGAGUGGACUACAGACAGUGAGCAAUGCAGUGGAGACCAGCGAUGCUCGUCCAAGUCGUGUGUGCUCACAGGACGCACUGAAAUGCGGGAGAGCGGCAAGAAACAUCAAGUGUGCUGUAUGUGGGACACCUUUGUGCUCAUGGGCGUCACCAACCGGACGGUGGCGAAACAGCUAGCGAUCCCAGUGGUGUAUGUGACUAUAGCCAAUGGCCACAAGUUACAAAAAGCCAUUGACAAGCACACGACGUCGCUGGUUGCACGCACCUAUCGACGGGAACUGCCACUGAUCGACGUGUCGUCGGUGCUUCUGUGGGCUUUGGGUGUCGCUACAGCUCUAGGAGCGACGUACUACUCGGCUAGUUCAUUGAGACAUCAGGAGGACAGUACGAAUACUCGUGACGAUAUCUGGGAGCUGGAUGCUAGACACGCCGUAGGGUUUAUAGCUCUGGCUGGCGUUUUCUUGACGGUAUUUUAUUAUGUGAAGUUAGGUGGCGCCAUCCCCGUGUUGUUCGCGGUAUCUGGUGCUGCCACAUUGACACAAGUCGUAGGAAUUCCAGCUGUGGAGUGGUUGAUGCCGACGUCAGCGUCUCGUGAGGUUAAAAUCCCGUUACUAGGCGACUCUGCACGCUUGUCUGAGGUGCUUGGCUUCCUGCCGAGUAUUACGGCUGCUGCGGUGUGGUAUCUACACAGACGGACGUACUGGAUACUGCAAGAUCUCAUGGGGAUUUCGCUCUGCUUUUUAUUUCUCCGGACUGUCCAGCUACCGAACCUGAAAGUGGCCACGAUUUUGCUUUCCUUGGCGUUCUGUUACGACGUCUUCUUCGUGUUCUUGUCGCCAAUAUUCUUCGGCUCCAGCGUCAUGGAAGAUGUGGCCACUGGUGGGCCGGCAGCCUACACCAAGAGUGGCUAUCCGGGGGUAGACUACUGCGAACGAUACCCGAAAUACCCGGCGUGUAUUGACCCCGAACCGAUGCCGAUGCUUCUUGUACUGCCCCGUAUAAUGGACUGGUCUGGAGGCGUCAGCAUGCUCGGCCUUGGAGACAUUAUUCUGCCCGGCAUGCUCCUCUCCUUCACGCUGCGUUUCGACUAUGCACAGGGGUCUACGAACUACUUCCGUCUGAUGGCUAUUGGCUACGCUGUUGGUCUAGCCAUGGCCAAUUUGGCAGUGAUGAUCACGGAAAUGGGUCAACCGGCACUCAUGUAUCUCGUGCCUACCACGUUGGGCUCGCUCGUUAUCGCGUCGAAGCGGAACGGGGACUUCCGAGCCAUGUGGAUCGGUGCAGGGGUCGACGAAGAAGACGUGGAACGGAGCAGUGACGGACCGGGAUACAGAACCGUUGGGUUGGAGGAACCGCCCACAGGAAUCACCGUCGAAUCGCUAGAUAGAGGAGACGACAACUCAAGAGGAGGCGAUCACGUGCCGCUGCUGAGCUCGUCAAGCUCUUAG
Molecule: messenger RNA, 1938 nt
Organism: Phytophthora infestans T30-4
Lineage: Eukaryota; Oomycota; Peronosporomycetes; Peronosporales; Peronosporaceae
Product: signal peptide peptidase-like, aspartyl protease family A22B, putative
Exons: 3
Coding region: 1-1938 (645 amino acids)
Biological process (GO): membrane protein proteolysis
Cellular component (GO): lumenal side of endoplasmic reticulum membrane; cytoplasmic side of endoplasmic reticulum membrane; Golgi-associated vesicle membrane
Molecular function (GO): aspartic endopeptidase activity, intramembrane cleaving
Source: RefSeq, a predicted model, not a curated record